AUGGUGGACAGGGUCAGUGCAUUGCCCGAUGACAUUCUUGUUAGUUUAGUGUCCCGCUUGCCGCCAAAGGAAGCAGUAGCUACCAGUGUCCUUUCUAGGCGAUGGCAGAAUGUGGGACUGUCUACCAUGACCCUUAGGUUUGAUGCUGUUGACUUCUCAAUUGACAGUAAUAAACGCCUCUACUCUUGUGAACCAGAUGAAUUUAUAGAGCAGGAGAGCUGGAAAUAUAUCAAUUGGGUGAAUCAUGUGGUGCAACAUCAUAGAGGGAAACAUAUAGAAGAAUUCAGGAUUAGCUUCUGCUUAGAUAGUCGCUUUUCAAGUUCCAUUAAUGAAUGGAUUCAAUUUGCAAUGGAAAAGAGUGUUGAAAGGCUUGAAUUGGAUUUUUAUCCAGAAGUUUUUGAUAAACAUAAAGAUUAUACAAUUCCCCACAGACUUUUGGGGCUCUGCAUUCCAAGUCUGGGCUCUUGUAUCGGUUUCAAGUCCCUCAAAGUACUUCGGCUCCGACAUGUUGGUGUGACUGGAGAAGUUCUCGAGUAUUUCCUGUCCAACUGUCCAUUACUCGAGAGAUUAUCAGUGACUUCCGCAAAAGAUUUGUUUAAUUUAAGAGUUGUUGGUUCGUCGAUUGCGUUGAAGUAUUUGGUGAUACUAAAUUGUUCUAACCUGGAAACCAUUGAAAUCAGAGACGUAAACAUCGUUUCAUUUAUUUACUGUGGAUUUAGGUCGACAAACCUGCUUAUCAGUAAUGUACCAUUGCUUUCUAGGGUAACCGUUUCUAAGGAGUGUUGGCAAAAGGAUUUUAUAAGUGUUGUCUUUGCCCAACUUUCCUGCUGUCUUUCUAACUUAGAGAUUCUGAAGCUGCAUAUCCAGGGAGCGGCCUACAAUGAGAAUCCUGCAUUGCCUCUAUUAGCAAAGCUGAAGCAUUUGGAAUUACUAGUUGCAGCAAAUUAUUAUAAGGCACUUCAUCAUAUAAAUAGCUUCCUGAAGGCAUCUCCUUACUUGCAGAGACUAGUAUUACAGUUGCAGCUGUAUCGGGAGAGUCCAGCAUGCAUGGAAAUUGGAGAAAUUGAGAAAGCAGCUGAUUGCCCCCAUAAUCACCUCAAGGUAGUAGAAAUAGUUGGCUAUCGAGCUCAUACAUCUGGAGUUGAACUUGUCAUGCACUUAAUAAAGAAUGCUCUUGCACUGAAGAAAAUUGUGAUUGAUCCUGCACGGACAUGGAGAUACCCUCAUGGAGUUUAUAGGCCACAUACAGUACUCGAUAAAGAAGUCGAGGCAAGAGAUCAUGCUAAGCAAUACCUUGAACCAAAAAUCCCUUCAACUGUAGAAUUUGUGUGCCUGUAG
This is a messenger RNA of Rosa chinensis, 1338 nucleotides long. RefSeq names its product F-box/FBD/LRR-repeat protein At5g22700. The transcript is spliced from 3 exons. Gene Ontology annotation, molecular function: protein binding. The record is from RefSeq and is a predicted model, not a curated record. Bases 1 to 1338 code for a protein of 445 amino acids. NCBI's taxonomy places the organism in Eukaryota, Viridiplantae, Streptophyta, Magnoliopsida, Rosales, Rosaceae.